AUGCUCUCCAAGGCUAAAGACUUCGCCUUCCUUUUCGACUUUCCCGAUUUCAGCCCAGGCAAUGGAUGGCUCCACCGGUUUAAGGCUCGCCACGGAAUUGUUGUCAAGGUGGUCGUCGGCGAGGCUGCGUCUGUGAACAACGAGGACGUCGAUGCGUGGCUUUCCGACAACCUCCCAACAAUCACGAGCUAUGCUCCACGGGACGUUUGCAAGGCCGGUCGCAUGAGGACUUGUGGCGACGCGUCGUUGACACGCAGCUGGCCGGACCUGACGUUGCCUGGGACGAUUUUGUUUCUGCUGGUGACGACGCGGACAUUGCGGAGCCAUGCACUGACGAAGCUAUUGUGCGUGGAGUACGAGCCCUUCCUGACUGCCCAGAGACCGACGAGGACGAUGACGAGGAUGCUGUUCUACCGCCGGUUGCUGUGA
Dermacentor albipictus is the source of this 429-nucleotide messenger RNA. RefSeq lists its product as uncharacterized. The record is from RefSeq and is a predicted model, not a curated record. NCBI's taxonomy places the organism in Eukaryota, Metazoa, Arthropoda, Arachnida, Ixodida, Ixodidae.